GGGCACAGCCACAGGGGUACUGUCUGGAACCUGACUCUUCCCCUUCCCUCUCCUGACUGUGAUCCACUUGUCUGUCUCCCAUGGCCCCGGUGUGACAAGAGACUCUGCAGGUGCUGGAAAUCCAAAGUAACACACACAAAGUGCUGGAGGAAGUCAGCAGGUCAGGCAGCGUCUAUGGAGAGGAAUGAACAGUCAGUGCUUUGUGUCCUGAUAAAGAUGCUCAGCCCGAAAUACUGACAGUUUAUUCCUCUCCAUAGAUGCUGCCUGACCUGCUGAGUUCCUUCAGCACUUUGUGUGUGUGUUACCCUUAAUAAGCUUGUAUUGCUUUCUUUAAAAACACGAGUGAAGGAAGAUUUAAUUGAGUAUUUAACAUUAUGAAGGAACUAACAAGAGAACAGAUCCUUACGCCAAGGUUCUGAACCCCUAAUGUACACAUGUAUGAGUGAUUGGGAAACCAGUGAGACGGACUUGCUGAAUGCAGCAGGAUAGCAGGAAACUUCUGCCACACAGGAGCUCGGUUCACAGCCGCAUUUCCAACCUGACAAACAGCUUGGCCACAGUAGCGUAGCAGUUAGCAUAACACAGUUACAACAUUCUGGAGUUUGGGGUUCAAUUCUGGUGCCGUUCUGUAAGGAACGUCCUGCCUGUGGAAUGCUGGUUUUUUCCCAGGUGGUCUGGUUUCCUCCCACAGACCAGGUAGGUCAAUUGGUCAUUGUAAAUUGUCCCAUGAUCGGGAUUGCUGGAGUCGCGUAGCUCGAAGGGCUGGAAGAGCCAUCUCUAUUCUGUGUCACUAAGUAUGUAAAUAGACAGCUCAGACUAUAAAUACAAACAAGGGAAAAUGGGCAGAUGAGGAAAGUCCGGAGAAAAGCACACACAAGAUGCUGGACUAAUUCAGCAGGUCAGGCAGCAUCUACGGAAAUGAAGAGACAGUCGAUGUCCCAGGCCAAGACCCUCCUGCAGGACAGCUCAGACAAACAGAAGCCUGGAGCACCUGGGGAGGACACAUUUCCCUCAUAAACCCAAGGACAGAGAUAUAACAAAAUCAAUGGAAUGUACAGAGGAAUGAGAAGAAAAUAUUUUACACCGAGGGUGGGAGGUUAACACAUUCACACAGUACUUGGGUCAGGACUUGCAGAGGGACAAGUAGCAAAGGGGCAGGGGUGAUGUGUUGAAGAUUGGACAGAGGCUGUGUAGGGGGAUGUGUCAGAAGGGGUUCUGAGGUUGAGGAGGGGGAUGAGUUGGAGGUGGGCUGAGGUUGAGGAAGGGGAUGAGUUGGAGGUGGGCUGAGGUUGAGGAAGGGGAUGAGUUGGAGGUGGGCUGAGGUUGAGGAGGGGGAUAUGUUGGAGGUGGGAUGAGGUUGAGGAGGGGGAUGUGUUGAAGGAUGGGCAGAGGCUGUGUAGGGGGAAUGUGUCAGAAGGUGUUCUGAGGUUGGGGAGGGGAAUGUGUUGGAGGUGGGCUGAGUUUGAGGAGGGUGAGAUGGAGUUUGGCAGGUUGAGGAGUGGGAUGUGUCAGAAGGCGUUCUGAGGUUGAGGAGGGUGAUGAGUUGCAGUUUGGCUGAGGUUGAGGAGGGGGAUGUGUCGGAGGUGGGCUGAGGUUGAGGAGGGUGAUGAGUUACAGUUUGGCAGAGGUUGAGGAGGGUGAUGUGUCAGAGGUGGGCUGAGGUUGAGGAGCCUCGCUUACAAUCAGCACAGACACUCUGGACAAUGCCCCACGCCGCUGUGGCCAGUUUCCUGUGAAUCUCAAACUGUAGGAAGCAGCUCUGCCCUAAAGUUGACAGACUUCCUACUUGUUUGGAAACUCCACCCAUUUAAUCACUGGUCUUUCAAUGCUUCCGCUUCUGGGAACGUGUAAGUUUCGUUUCUGUCUGAUCAGAAUCGACAGCUGAAGACAGGACUGCUGCUGAACCUCUAUCUCCAAAGGUGCUACAGCUGAAGUCACAGUGCCUCUGAAUCUCCAACUCUAAAGAUUGCCCCAAAGUGGUCCAUUGGGUACUCAAUAAGGAUGGGGACUCAUCCUGAAAAUGUACCUUAUUUGAAUGAAAAUGGAGUGACAUCCCCUGUCCCAGAAGAGAAGAAGGAAGGUUACACUCAAUGUAACCCCCAUCCUUUCGACAAAGAAGAAGCAGAGUUUUACUAUGUAAAAGGACAUGUCCUUCCAGUAGAAUCUGGUAGCAAAAACUUAAUUACUCCAUGCCAUGAAUUUAAAUCUUUCCAAUUUGCUGCCCAGAGAAGUGACUUUGAACAGGAAGUAAAAUUUGCAAAGGAAGUUAUAAAGUUUGCUGCAGCCUGCAUGAACUGCAGAACCAAUGGGACAAUUCACUUUGGAGUUGAAGAUGGUGGGGCAUAUAAACACGGCGAGAUACUGGGUGUUCCUGUGCCAAAACGAGAACUUUUUGUAAAGGCACGCGACAAGUACAUCAAGAAAUGCUUUUCCCAAAAGUAUCACCACCAUGCUGAACAUUCCAUUCGUCCACCAAGAUUUGUUGAGGUCAUUGGUGAAGAUUCUGGAGAGCAACACUUUGUCAUUGAAGUUGAUGUUGUUCCAUCGUUAUCAUGGGUAAAAGAUAAAUUCUUCCUAGUGAGAAUUCCAGAUUUAAACAAAUCUACAAGUAACCAAAUAGAAUAUACCCACCAAUCCUGCUAUACAAGAAAAGGGGCUGCUUGUGAAAAAAUUCACAAGAUGCCUGAGUAUUUCCGAGACUGGGAUUUUGCCAGAGAAAAAGCAGAGCGCGAGGAAGAACUCUCCAGAGAUGAUGUGUACAGGAAACUGUCUGAACUGUUUACGAGUAUCAAGAAACACAUGAACAGUAAAAUAAAGUAUAUUCUAGUCAUUGACCAUCAUAAGAACAAUGAGAAUCUUGGCUUUUUGUUAAAAAUGAAUUUUUUUUGUAUUUUUGAUUUUGACCCCAAUUCCAGUACACAAGAUUUAUUCAAUCUGCAGCCCAAAGCGAAACCUUAUUUCUUGGAAGAGUGCGUCACCGAAACAGGUUCAUUGACCGAUGAAAUAAAGAUGAAUUCCUUUCAUCAAACCAGCUGGAUAUUUUGCAAUGGGCAAAACAGCAAUGGGGAGCACAAGCCUACUUACAAUACAACAUCCCGCAGCGAGAUGAGAAGGGAGCAUCUAGCAAACAUUGUAUCACAGAUCUGCAGUGCAGUCCUUCCACCAGGAUCAUUUGAAGUGCUUUUUCUUCUGUUCUCACAAGCAAAUCAGACACUAGCAGAGGCAUUUCAUGAGUUCUACACUGGAAUGGAAGGCAGGAAUAUAAGAUGCAUUGUGGAAGACAGGAAAAUUUACAACAGAUGGAAAGAAGUUCUGGACACUGAAAAUAAUAGGAACAUCCACAACCUGAGUAUAGUGGGAACAAAGAUCAGCCAUUUAGACAAUAUGAUUCAGAUCAUUCAGUCUUCCUGGCCAACUGUUAAGCAGUUGCUUAAUGACGACAUUAAUUAUGAAGACCUGAUGCCUUAUCUGGAAGUGCUGAGGUCAACUGACUGCAGUUGGGAGGAUGUUGACCCGGACGAUGAAGAGUGGCAGAAAGAAAUCAGAGAUAAGGAAAUCCACUUUUACAAAGGUGGCAAAGUCAACUGGAUGAAUUUCUGGUUUGCUGAUAAUAAAUACUGUGGGGAAAUUAUAAAAAGAGACGCAUAUGAAAAAGUGGAAUCUCAUCUGAAUUCUUUGCUAGAGAGAGCAACUUCAGCAGAGCCAGUGACCAUCGUGACAAUAAGCCACAUGCCUGGCAGUGGAGGAAGCACUGUGGCCCGUCACAUCCUCUGGGACUUCAGGAAGAGAGUUCGGUGUGCAACAGUUAACAUAAUACACCCUAUGCACCCUGCAAAAACUGUCUGUGAGCACGCUGUUAAAUUACGGAAGAAAGAAGGGGAUAAGGUGCAUUUACCAGUGCUUCUACUGGUUGAAGACUGUGAUAAUGAGUACAUUGAAGAACUGAGGAUCAAUCUGACACGAGCAGUUAUUGAUUAUUCUUCAAAGCCAAGCUUCAUUCUGCUACACUGCAAGAGAUAUAAAUCUGCAGAAGCACUGAACAAUAGACCUGCAACUGUGAAGGUUCAUUACAUGUUAUCAGAGAAUGAAAAGAUGCAGUUUAGGAAAAAACUGGACGCCCUCAAAGAGUUGUAUGAAGAACAUUCAAUUCUCACAUUUGUUCUAAUGACCAAGGAAUUCAAUCGAGAAUACCUUACCAACUGUGUGAAUGAACUUCUGGGAAGUAUUGGUCAGACAUCCUGUGCUCUUCAGUUAAUUCGUUGCAUUGCAUUGCUAAAUUAUUACGUCGGGGAUUCAUACAUAACUGUGUCUCAGUGUGAGGCAUUCAUAAGUCGAUGUGUACAACGAGAAUGUGCACAGCACAUUACUUUUCAGAGCAUGUUGAAUGGAAUGGCAAACUAUUUACUUGAAGAACUGACAGAAAUCUCUAGUGUUCGAAUUGUGCACUGUAAAGUCGCAGAAGAAAUAUUGAAACAGAUGACGUGCUCUCAAUCUCAGAGUAAGACCGCUGCCAAACUCCUUGAGGAAAGUACUUUUACCAAGCAUUAUGCUGCCGUAAAAGUAGAUGGAUUCAUCAGGCAUUUGUUUGUUCAAAGAAAGGAUCACAUGUAUAGAGCCAAACUGUCAUUCUCUUCCUUCAUUACACACAUAUCACAAAUUGAGAGUAAAAACGCCGCCAUCGAUAUUCUGAUCAAAGCCUGUAAGCGCUUUGAUGAGGAUGCAUUCGUGAUUCAGCAACUUGUUAGGUUUUUGUGCAAAGAGAAGAAGUUUGAACAGGCUGAGAAAUGGGUGGAAAAGGCCAGGAAUCUGGCACCAUCCAAUUCUUAUAUUUUACACACUGAGGGGGAAAUGUAUAACAAAUGGAUUCGCUCAAAGUUCACUAUACCAUAUCUAACUGAACAAAACAGAUCUCCAUGCAUAUUUUCAAAGGCAAUAAAGAUGGGAUUGAAGGCAAUUGAUGCUUUUCAGAAUUCCCAGGAAGCAUCCAAGUUAGAGAAUGAAUGGAAUAAUGCAGGCUGCUUCGGUGAGAUUGAUGUAGGGUGUUAUAUUGUGAAUUGUAUGUCUGAGCUGGACAUAUUUAAAUACAAGAAUGGGUGCUACAUGAACCUGGUGAAGUACUUACUGACAGAUUGGAUCCCAGAAGGACUGGACAACAUACUGGGUGGGUUACAUGAAAAAUUAAAGAUGUUGCAUGAUAACAUUUGGAAAACAAUGGAAACAACUUAUGAAUACAUAGCUUAUUUCCAUCCUGACCGACCAACUGAAGAAAGGCUUCCUGAGGAGAAAUACUUCGAGAAAUUAAUUAAGAAUGAAAAACAAUUCUCAUCUUUCUUCACAAACAUAGAUGACGAUUUGCUGAGACAAGAAAAUAUGGAACAUUUGCUGCCCAAAUUAAAAAACCACAACAUUUAUUUCUUGGGUGGUGGCAGAUUCAUGAACAUUUUUCCCCUAGAUCCUGCAAAUUGUAUAAAAAUAAUAGAAUUGUGUAAGAAUCGAUCGGCAAAUUAUAACAAAAGUAAUCUGGAAAAUUAUGUUUUAUCACAUAUUGCACUGGCUGUCAAAAAACAUCCUGCAGCUACUUCUAAAGCAGAACUUCGUGAGCUCAGUUACACAUUGUGUAAAGAGUGUACUUUGGAUGAGUCUCCCAUCCCAUACUUCAUACAGGUGUUAUUGUACUGGCCAGAAAGCAAAGCUGAGAAUGCUGAUGGAGACGAAGUGUGUUUAAUUGAUGCAUUAACCUCCAUGAACAGAUUGUACAAGAACAAAAUAAAGGAUUCACCAACUAGGAAAAUGUCUACUUACCCUCACUUUUUCCUUGGACCUGGAGAUGGUUUUCAGAGGUUUAUCCACAACAGACAGAGGGAAUGUAAUGAUGGGAUGUAUGCAUGGAAACGACUUUGUAACAAGCUACAAUGCAUCGAGGGCUACAUUGAAAACCAAAAACUUUACAUUCAAGGCCAUUCUGCUGAAAGUAAGAUUCCUGUCCAUUGUGGUCCCAAAUAUGUGAUGCCAUCCAAGAGAAGACAAGUUUUAUUUUAUUUGGGAUUUACAUUGCGGGGCUGUGUUGCUUACAAUAUUCAGAAAGUGUCUGAAGAUCACUAGACUAGCAAUCAGAGUUCUGGAUCACUGAUCUAUUGACAUGUGUUCAAAUCUCACCAUGGCAGAUGGGGAUUUAAUUUUAAGUGAUUAAAUAAAACUAUAAAGUUUUUAAAAUAAAACUACCUUCAGACCAGUAGCCACUAAAUUACCAAAAACAAUCUAAGUCAGUAAUUUUCUCUAUGGAAUGAAAUCUGCUGAUCUGACCUGAAGUGGCUGACUCUUAGCUGGAAAACAAAUAUUGUCGCUCCUUGCAGAUGAAUAAAGCAAAUAAAGUUUUAGGGUUUCAUGAAGAGUUCAUCCUGAUGUGGACACUGAGGAUCAAAUAUACAAUGUAAUAAAGGGAGCCAUGAAAGGUCAUCGAAACUACUGUCGGCCAGUCACAUGACAUGACACAUUAUCCCUCUGGAUUUAGAUUAUAACUCUUGUAAAAUUUUCACAAUGGCUUUGUGAACAACAAGACCUAAAAUUAAAAACAAAGAAUUGCUCCUGGUUUAACCUAAUAAAUGUGGCUAGUACUGUAGGAACCAUGUAUCUAUUUUCUGUAUGUCUGUAUUGUAUUUUGUGUUGCAUGUAUUAUUAUGGGUUACAGUCAUUUGUCACCCUUUGUGCUGUUAGUUUAGUUUACCAGAGACUGAGUAGGGGAUGGAUUUUUUUUGUUGACCGCUAAGUUCGCAAACUUUGUUAGUAUUGCUGAUUUUGCUAUCACUAUUGCUAUUUUUGAUUGUCUUUACUGGUUUCCUAAUAAAGGAUUGAAUGUACUUUAUUUCAACUUGGAACUCAGAUCUGGAAGCGCAUCAUUCAUGUCAAUUCCCUCACUUGGUCUCUCAGUGGUUUUGGUUUAUUUCUUUCAAGUAGUUGCUACAGGUACUAAACUAUAUUGACGAAUCAUUGAUAGGUGAUAUGGGGCUGGAUGGGGUAUAGUAAAUGUAUGACAAUAAUCUUAUUGCAAAACAGAUAAGCAUAAGCAAUAACUCUUUGAAUUUUAUCUCUGAAAUCCUAUCUACAAAUUAGACUACUGAUUGUGGAAGUAUUUCUGUAACCCUGAAGUCUUUAUGAAUUUGUAACUUUUGCAAAAUGUUAUGUGUGCAAAAUGGAAUCUGUGUGAUCCCAGAGUGCUUUACUAGUUCCCUGGUUUGGAUUGGAGGCUUACAAGAAGUCUGUGUGUGUUUUAUAUCAGAUGUAUGUUCAUGGCAGGAGUGUUUUGACAACUGAGGAAAAACAGCUGGUAUGGGGGAAGAAGCCUCUAAAGACAAAUGGACUGAUAGAAGAAUAGAUCCUAGGAACCAGAGAUAGGUGCAGAUAACAAAGGAAUGUUAUGGGAUGGAACAACUUAAUUAUUGAUCUCUGUAAAAGUAUAAAAGUGGUUUGUUUUGAGCUGUCAGAUUGAAGCUUCCUACCAACUUAACGUAAGGAGGUAGACUUUCCCUGCAAAUAAACAAAACAUGCCUAUAAUUUAAUCAACUCUGAAUUUGUGGUAGUUUGUUACUGUAUAUUAGAAGACCAAGCUGAACAUUACCUGACAUGAAAAGACAAAAUAAUGUGACUUUGUUUACGAAUUGUUUAACAGCAUUUUUAAAGAAAGAGUUUUAUCAUUACUUGUAGACUUAGAGUAGGGAUAUUCUCCUUUACAAUUUUGUACUUGUGUAGGAAUUAAUUGUUUUAUAAAAUGUAUUCUUUUUCAGAUUAGUUUAUAAUAGGUUGAUUUAUUAAUGUCAUGUUUAUUCUGAAUUUUAUUCUAACUAAUCUAAUGUAAUCUAAAUAACAAAGUGAUUUAAUAUUUUUAUUGUAAUUUGUGCAUAUGGUUCACAGCUUUGUACCCUAUCUGUAUCUACAUUGUCAGAUAAGGAGCUUGGAAUACUUCAUAAUAAAAUGGGAUUAAUUUAGAAACUAGUGAUAGCUGCAGUUUUAUUAACAAUUGGUCCUACCAGGAACUGAUCUUGUAUAGGUUGUAUCCCAGGUUACAAUGGAAUCUGGCAAGGCAAUGCCAAUAACUUCAACUGCAUAGAACAACUGCAAGCAUGAAUUCAAAAGAAAACGGACUCACUUGCAAUAUCCCAAAAUCCUGAGCAUGUUAAACAAAGCUUUGUACAGAGCUCUCAAUUAUCCCAGCCUUUAAUGGACAUGAUCAUAACAAGUUGUGGAUUCAGCUUCUGACAAUACAAAUGGUGACUGUGAACUACAGAAGCAUUUCCCCAUUCAGCAAUGACUACCUAAGGGAGCUGAACUUCAUUGUGUAACUAUACCAUUUCAGAUAGGAAGUUCAAAGUCUUUCUUAACAAAAAAAACGGUUAAUUCAAUUAUAAAACUUGAGUAUAAAUCUAAUGGUCAGAGCUGGAGGUCUGCUCACACAUAAUUAUUCACCAGACUGAUCAACUACUAGAAUAUAGUUUCCAACAAUAAAUCAUGUGUUUUAAGUCAGCUGUUAAAACCAUAAAACAUAGGAGCAGAAUUAGGCUAUUAGGUCCAUUGAGUUGGCUCCUUUCAUUAUGGCUGUUUAAUUUCCCUCUCAAUCCCAUUCUUCUGCUUUCUCCCCAUAACCUUACACUCCCUGACUAAUCAAGAAUCUGUCUUAAAUACACCCUAUGACCUGCCACCACAGCUGCCUCUGGAAACAAAUUCCAGAUUCUGACUAAAGAAAUUCAUCCUCAUCUCCGUUCUCAAUGGACAUCCCUCUAUUCAGAGGCUGUGCCCUCUGGUCUUAGACUCCCCGACUAUAGGAAACAUCUAGGUCUUUCAAUAUUUGAUAGGUCUCAGUGAGAUCCCCCCUCAUUCUUCUAAAUUUUAAAUCCCAGUGAGUACAGGCUCACACCCAUUAAAUCCAUCUCAAAUGAUAACCCUUUCAUUCCCAUAAUCAUUUUCGUGAACCAUCUUUGAACCCUGUCCAAUAUUAGCAUAUCCUUUAAUAGGUGUCCAAAACAGCUCAUCAUACUCCAAAUGAGGCCUCACCAGUGCCUUAUAAAUCCUCAGCAUUAUAUCAAACACGAGGAAAUCUGCAGAUGCUGGAAAUUCAAGCAACACACACAAAAUGCUGGUGGAGCGCAGCAGGCCAGGCAGCAUCUAUAGGGAGAAGCACUUCCUAUUUUGACAGUGCUUCUUCCUAUAAAUGUUGCCUGGCCUGCUGUGUUCCACCAGCAUUUUGUGCGCUCAGCAAUAUAUCCUUGUUUUUGUUUUCUAGUUCUCUUGAAAUGAAUGCUAACAUCACAUUUGUCUUUCUCACCACAGACUCAACCUGC
Messenger RNA from Hypanus sabinus (Atlantic stingray), 9332 nucleotides. It is a transcript of the gene samd9l, whose product is annotated as sterile alpha motif domain containing 9 like. The coding region runs from base 2002 to 6102 and encodes 1366 amino acids. Gene Ontology annotation, cellular component: cytoplasm. NCBI's taxonomy places the organism in Eukaryota, Metazoa, Chordata, Chondrichthyes, Myliobatiformes, Dasyatidae. The record is from RefSeq and is a predicted model, not a curated record. Gene Ontology annotation, molecular function: protein binding. The transcript has 5 exons.